Messenger RNA from Aspergillus sclerotioniger CBS 115572, 1417 nucleotides. RefSeq lists its product as uncharacterized. NCBI's taxonomy places the organism in Eukaryota, Fungi, Ascomycota, Eurotiomycetes, Eurotiales, Aspergillaceae. Bases 320 to 1243 code for a protein of 307 amino acids. The record is from RefSeq and is a predicted model, not a curated record. Gene Ontology annotation, molecular function: protein binding. The transcript is spliced from 3 exons.
GGAAAAGUCCAGAACGAGAGCGUACCUGGAUGCCUUGGGCGACCUCUUUAGUCGGCGGGCCAUCCCGCAACCAGCAGCAAUCUACCUAUCGCUCAGUUCCAGCUAUCGAUACGUCACCCGCAAGCUCAACUCUUUGAACACUCCCCGCUCUGUGUCGGUUUUGCAGCGGCAACUUCUCCAUUUACUCCUUCAAUCAGCUCCGCUUGAUAUCCCAUACCACAAUCGUAUUGCCCUCGGCUGAUUACCGAGCUGAAGCGAUAUCUCUUACCCCGCCCUACCCCUACGCUCACCUCCCCAACCUUUCCAGUGCAGUGCCACCAUGGCCUCUUCCGACCUGGACCAGCUCAUUGAAAUGGGCUUCGACAAGGAAAGAGCUGAACUUGCAGUGGCCAAGGGCAACGGCCUGCAAGGUGCUCUAGAAUGGCUCGAAGAAAACCAAGACAAGUCCCUAGAGGAUAUCAAAGAAGCUGAAAGUGAAGAAGGCCCUGCGCUGAAGCCGGGAGAGGAAGCCCGCAGCUUGAUCUGCAACGAGUGCGGCAAGCGAUUCCGGAGCCAUGCGCAAGCCGAGUUUCACGCUUCCAAAUCCCAACACGUCGACUUUUCGGAAUCCACGGAAGAGAUUGCGGCAUUGACAGAGGAGGAGAAGAAGGCUAGACUUGAAGAGCUCAGGCAGAAACUAGCGGAGAAGCGGGCCGGGCAGUCAGAGCAGGAUAAGCUUGACAAGAAGAGAAAUGAGGAAAUUCGCAGAAAGAGCACCAAAGAAUCGCAGGAUAUUAAAGAAGAACUCCAGAGGAAGCAGAUGCUGAAAGAAGCGGAGCAGAAGAAGAAGGAGAAGCAAGCAGAUAUCGAAGCCAAGAAGCGCGUCAAGGCUAAGAUCGAGGCCGAUAGGGAAGAGCGACGCCUGAGGGCUGAGCGGGAGAGAGCAGAGCGUGCUGGCGUGGCACCCUCUGCUCCGCCAGCAGCAGCUCCGGCAGCCACCACGUCUGGUCCCGUUGCUUCGAAGCCCGCCUCGGCCUACACGGAGACUCGUUUGAGGUUCCAGACAUCGAAGGGAAAUAUCAUGAAGACGCUCCCAGUGACUACGACACUGUUCGAGGUCGCUGAAGCUUUGCAAAAGGAGGAUGGUAUUCAGGUGCACAGCUUUGCGCAGAACUUCCCUCGCAAGGUCUUCGACUCGGAAUAUUACGGAGAGUCACUGAAGGAUCUUGGCCUUAUUCCUAGUGCAAGCCUGGUUGUCCAGUGAUUCUAGCUACAUGUGUGACUUUAUGUCGGGGUAGAAAUAGCAACUGAAUGACGGUAUUCAUUACAUGAACCAGUCAAUGAUGAUGCGGAUGAUGAAUUUCUGAGAGGGUGCCAAAAAGGCAGAUUUAUGAAUGCCUGUUGUGGGCCACCAUGGAUAAUUCAAAUUUAGUACAGC